UGACCAUAUAUUAAACCCUAGUUAACGUAAUGUUCAUGCUCUGGUAUUUGUUCUGUUAAGCUGUCGGCUCUGCGGCAUAUUUUGUUCUUAGGGUUAGGGAUUGGGCUUUUUAAAAAAACUACAGAGAUUUUUAUUUCAUUUCCAAUCCCUCUAUCAUGUGAUUCGAACAUUCGAUAGGCUGUCAAUCAGGUCUUUUGUUCCUGCGUGCAAAAAGAGAGGGGUUUCAAGAGGUCUGGUACGAGUCGGAUGCGGUACAGAUGGUACUAAGUGUUGGUUUUGAUGUUUUUGCUUAAAGGAAGAUAAUGGGCUUUCGGUGUUUUGCUGAAGGAGAAUGAUGGGUUGAAAAUUUGGUUGAGUUGGACAUAGGGGGUUGUGAGAACCCUUAUUAUAAUGGUAAUGUGAUUGAGGAGAAAAGGAAGGGUUUGCUUGUGGUUGUGGGUGUGAAUUUUGUCGCUUUAACCGUAUACCAAAUUUGAAAAUCACGGCGUUUGGAGAACUCAGGUGGAGACUAUGCUUCCGGGUGGAAGUGAGGGUUUUUUUGCAGUUGAACCGGUGAAUUUUUGAAAGCGUUGUUUAGUAAACGAAAGGCAGAAAGGCUCCGUGGAUUGGUCGGAAAUUCGGGUUUUCAUUAGAUAAAACGUUAAUUCUUUAUUGGGACAGGUUUCUCUGGCAAUUUUCGUAGGAUACAUUUGACUUGAGUGGAACAAUCUAUUUUUGGGCUAUAUCUUUCUCCCCCCUUUGGCGUUACUUUUGAGAAGAUAGUAAUAAUGCAGACAGAGGCUGCUGCUGAAGGGGCCUUUCAUUCUGCCUCUGCAGGCAGGGUAGGAGUUGUGCUGGAGGCAGGGGUCACUUCUCCUCAAAGGGCACAGUUAACGACAGGAUCAGCUGGGUCACUGAAUAGUGCAGAGCAAUUACAGCAUGGUGGGGUGGAUAGAGGGGUAAAGAAGUAUGUUCAGCAAUCCGUACAACAUUCACAGAUUGGGACGAUAUCGCAGCUUUUAGCAGGGGGGGUGGCUGGUGCUGUGAGCAAAACCUGCACUGCUCCAUUGGCUCGGCUCACCAUUCUCUUUCAGGUCCAAGGUAUGCACAAUGAUGGUUCAACCUUGCGUAAAGCGAGUAUUGUUCGAGAAGCAUCACGGAUCGUUUCUGAAGAGGGUGUAAGAGCAUUUUGGAAGGGAAAUCUGGUUACAAUCGCCCAUCGACUCCCUUACUCAUCUAUUAGUUUUUAUGCAUAUGAACGGUACAAGAAGAUCAUGCAUUCAUUGCCUUUUAUGGAGAGAUAUAAAGAGAAUAUUAGUACAGACCUUGGCAUUCGUCUAUUAGGUGGUGGUGCAGCAGGAGUAACAGCUGCAACUUUCACAUAUCCGUUAGAUCUUGUAAGGACUCGAUUGGCAGCACAGACAAAAGUAAUGUACUACAAAGGCAUCACACAUGCCCUCUACACCAUUUCAAGGGAGGAAGGCAUCAAAGGGUUAUACAAAGGCCUUGGAGCAACUUUAUUGGGGGUCGGACCUAAUAUAGCAAUUAGUUUCUGUGCCUAUGAGACUCUUAGAUCCUUUUGGGAGUUUGAAAGGCCUCAUGAUUCUCCCGUGGCAGUUAGCUUGGCGUGUGGCAGCCUUUCAGGCAUUGCCUCAUCAACAGCUACAUUUCCACUCGAUUUGGUCAGGAGGAGAAUGCAACUGGAAGGUGCAGGAGGGCGUGCACGUGUAUACAAUUCAGGAAUUUUAGGCACAUUCAAGCACAUAAUCAAGACAGAGGGAUGGGCUGGUUUAUACAGAGGAAUUCUUCCAGAGUAUUUAAAAGUUAUUCCUAGUGUUGGUAUUGUGUUUAUGACCUAUGAAAUCAUGAAGACGGUUCUUUCUCGAAGGCCUUCAGAGGAAUAGAGUUUUCCAAGCUGGUUUCCUGUUCUAUUCAUUUCAAAGAGAAUUAUUGCAUGUCGUCUAAUCUUUUUAACUAUCUACUUUUGGGACAUAUAAAGUAUACCGGAGAUUGUAUUUGAAAUAUUCACAUAUAAGGAUUUAUUCAUUGGGAAAAAAUGGUAUUUCUAUUAUACAGAGUAAAGCAACCUGACCGACAAGCUUCUACUUUUAUUCAUUGUCUGUGAACGUGGUAAGCUACUAAAUUGGCACAAGAAGUUGCUCCAAGAAAAGCGAAUAAGUUAUUGGCUGUUUGAUGACAGCCAAAUGAAUUUUACUCGCAGGAUGGACACACAUUGUGUAUGCCAAAUUUGGGAUGAUUCCAUUUCAAGCAAAAUUCAGCCAUUGCCUCAUGCUUGAAGCAAAGGGAACACACUGCAGACCUGGUUAAGUUCAGAUAUUCAGCAGAGAGUGUAAUUCUAGGUUGGAUUUACAGUAUAAAGUUUUGACUUUUCAGAUUAAGAAGAUACUCAACACUAAUAGCUCCAUCUUUAUUUGUAGGAACAGACUAUACUUUGUACACUGAUUUUGUAAUAGAACAAUGCAGCUAUAAAAAAGUAGGGCAGAAACACAACCGACAAAUUGUAUUCUUUUUGGAAAACUCUUGUAGUCAUACGGCAUCUAAGUUGUAAGUUCUGAGUUUUUGGCGAUACUAUUUUUAGUAUAUAAAGAAUUUGUUAAGGUGAAAA
Molecule: messenger RNA, 2605 nt
Organism: Cryptomeria japonica (Japanese cedar)
Lineage: Eukaryota; Viridiplantae; Streptophyta; Pinopsida; Cupressales; Cupressaceae
Exons: 9
Coding region: 768-1883 (371 amino acids)
Biological process (GO): transmembrane transport
Source: RefSeq, a predicted model, not a curated record